This is a messenger RNA of Pyricularia grisea, 285 nucleotides long. RefSeq lists its product as uncharacterized. NCBI's taxonomy places the organism in Eukaryota, Fungi, Ascomycota, Sordariomycetes, Magnaporthales, Pyriculariaceae. The record is from RefSeq and is a predicted model, not a curated record. The transcript has a single exon. Bases 1 to 285 code for a protein of 94 amino acids.
AUGCAACCCAUUGGCCUAUUUACCAUCAUCACCGCCACCGCGGCCCUUCUUCCAACCGUCUACGCCGGGAAAAGCUACAAGGCCCAAAAGAUUUGCCACUUUACCAUUCUGAAGAUGUACAAAAACACGUGGACGUUCGUUCGGAAAGAUUCAGCGCCGGCCGACCAAACCACAACUAUUGAGGGGAUCAAGGUUUUCUUUAGCAAGGACUGCAUCCCACAGCAUGAUUAUCGGGGUUUAUAUAUUGAAUACAAUGGUUUCCAUCACGACGUGUCACAGUCGUAA